GACCACAGUACUCACAUAACAAACCCCCCUCCCCCAUUCCAUUCCUCAUUUCUCAAUUCUCCUCACUCCCUUGCAAUCUCCGACCCCAAAAUGCAGACCUCCACUCUCUCAAUCCCUAAACAUCUCUCUCACUCUCAUCUCUCUCCUCGUCUCUCCCUCUCUCAUCUCUCUCCCCGUUUCUCUCUCUCGCCACCUCCAAUCUCGCUGAAAUGUAACAACAAGAGCACUAAUAAUUUCUCAAUCUCCUCGUCGUCUCCGCGACUGCCUCCGCUAUUUAACUGCUCGUCGCGGCUGUCGAGAGUGAGCGAGACUAGCGAUGACUCGGUUGUGAAGAAGCGCGCGGUUGAGGUUAGGGCUGGCUCGGUGGUGCCGGAGAGCGGGGAGGAUGGGACGGAGAAGUCUAGGUUUAAGGAGACGUUGGUGCUUGGUUUGUUGUUCGGGCUAUGGUACCUUUUUAAUAUCUACUUCAAUAUUUAUAACAAACAGGUACUCAAAGUUUACCCAUAUCCGGUAACUGUCACUGCAGUUCAGUUUGCUGUUGGAACUGUCCUCGUAAUGUUUAUGUGGACAUCAAACCUCUACAGGCGGCCAAAAAUUAGUGGUGCACAGCUCGUGGCGAUUUUACCUCUGGCGCUGGUACACACUUUAGGCAACCUUUUUACUAAUAUGAGUCUUGGGAAAGUUGCAGUAUCAUUUACCCAUACUAUCAAAGCCAUGGAGCCCUUUUUCUCAGUUGUACUCUCAGCUAUGUUUCUUGCAGAGACACCUACUAUAUGGGUGCUUCUAUCCCUUUUACCAAUUGUUGGGGGAGUGGGACUGGCAUCAAUGACAGAGGCAUCUUUUAAUUGGUCUGGGUUUUGGAGUGCAAUGGCUUCUAAUCUGACCAAUCAGUCUCGUAAUGUCCUAAGCAAAAAGUUCAUGGUCAAGAAAGAGGAAUCAUUGGACAACAUCACUCUCUUCUCUAUAAUUACCAUCAUGUCCUUUUUCUUGUUAGCCCCUGUUGCCGUUUUCAUGGAAGGGGUCAGGUUUACACCUGCAUAUUUGCAGUCUGCUGGACUUAAUGUCGAACAGGUCUACACAAGGUCUCUCCUUGCUGCACUUUGCUUCCAUGCGUACCAGCAAGUUUCAUAUAUGAUAUUGCAAAGGGUAUCUCCAGUUACCCACUCUGUGGGUAAUUGUGUGAAGCGUGUGGUGGUGAUAGUGACCUCUGUUCUCUUCUUCCGUACACCUGUUUCACCUAUCAACUCUCUGGGCACUGGAGUGGCCCUUGCUGGAGUGUUUUUGUACUCAAGGGUGAAGCGCAUUAAACCAAAGACAUCUUAAAUUUCUCAUGAUGAAGAUUCAUGCUGUUGAAUCUUUAUCCUGGUCGGAACAUGCUUUUAUCGUAGAAUCUGGUUGUACCGUGACCCUACUUCAAAUCGCCACAUAAUCUCCCCAUCCCUACCCCUCUUCCCUCUAGAAUAGAAAAUGAAGUCAGUGGCUAGAGUGAUUGUAAAUGCAGAAGGUAUCCUUAGUCCAUAGACAAUUUUGUGACAGACCUAGCACCAGGCGCUUUUUAAAUUUUUAGGAAACAAAUACAAGCUCUAUCCGAAUGGUUCAGUUUGAUGGUACUCUGAACUCUUUGGCACCUUUGUGGUAUGUUUGUAGUACUUGGGAUGAUUGAAGAUCUUAUCUUCUGGGUGAAAAGUUUCCUUUAA
Messenger RNA from Daucus carota subsp. sativus, 1697 nucleotides. Its product is annotated as phosphoenolpyruvate/phosphate translocator 2, chloroplastic. Gene Ontology annotation, biological process: transmembrane transport. Gene Ontology annotation, cellular component: Golgi apparatus; membrane. Gene Ontology annotation, molecular function: antiporter activity. The record is from RefSeq and is a predicted model, not a curated record. The transcript is spliced from 9 exons. Lineage: Eukaryota; Viridiplantae; Streptophyta; Magnoliopsida; Apiales; Apiaceae. Bases 91 to 1323 code for a protein of 410 amino acids.